UUCAUCCGUCAAAUAUGGGUAAAUUAACGUAAAAAGUGUUUCGUGUUUCUUAUUUCGAACUUCCCAACGCUGGUACUAUUGUUAUCAUCUGUCAAAUGUCAAUAACAAACUAACUUAUAAAAAAAAAUUGUCAAAACAAUGGAAUCAGAAGAAAAUCAAAAUAUUUCAAAAGGAAAUUCAUCAUCUGCUAAUGAUAAAUUAGCCGGUGUUAAUGAUUUCGAUGAAGAAAAGUUGCAUGAAAUGACUGCUUCUUAUUCUGAGAUAUCAUUUGAUUCACAAUCAUCACCGCCAAUUUCGGAACUUCGUUCAUUAAUAGGAUCACCGGAUGCUGAUAGUGGAAGUUUAUUUAAAGAGAGAGUAGAUGAAAUAUCAACAAGACCCGAUUGUUUGAGUUUAAAAAAUAAUGAAAGAAAAAAUUGUCAAGAGGACAAUUUCUUUAAUCCUCCAAAUUAUCAUAAAGCAUUUGGUUAUUUACAAUUGGAAGGCACUGUUAUGCAGGAAGGUGAUAUGGUAUUAUUUGUUGCUGAGGAUUUAGAGAAUAAAAUAAAAUUAUCAAGCCCAGUGACAAAAAAAGGAGAUACACCAUCGUUUCCAGGUUCUCGAAGUCCUAGUUGUUUAUAUAGACAAGCUCUAACACCUCAGGUACCACUUUUAGAUCAUAAUGUUCUCAAUGAACUUGAAAUGGAAGCGAGAAAAAUAGCAACAUCUGUUGAUUCACUUACAGAAAAUUUAGCAGAAAUAUUGCACAGUGCAUCAGCUUUGACGGUCGAUUGUCUAGAGACCUAUAGAGAUACUGUUUGUAAAACUUGUGAUGCUGUUGAUCAUAAUAUAAAAUCAAUGUAUCAAUUAAUGGCAAAGUGUGAGGAACUUUCGAAAUCAAUGGGUCCCAUUUAUAAGUCAGCUGAAAAAGUUAAGGAAAUAAAGAGGAUGUUGGACUUAUUUGAAAAUACAAUGACUGUAUAGGAAGGAAAAUUAUAAUCUUUAAUUUUAUGCAUUUGUAGAAAAUAUUGUCAUAUAUAAUUUAUUUUAGUCUUUUAAUUUUAUUUAAAUCAAAUAGAAAAAUAAAGAAAAUUAUUUAUAAA
Leptopilina boulardi is the source of this 1082-nucleotide messenger RNA. RefSeq names its product BLOC-1-related complex subunit 6 (gene BORCS6). Gene Ontology annotation, cellular component: BORC complex. The record is from RefSeq and is a predicted model, not a curated record. Gene Ontology annotation, biological process: lysosome localization. The coding region runs from base 139 to 963 and encodes 274 amino acids. The transcript is spliced from 4 exons. Lineage: Eukaryota; Metazoa; Arthropoda; Insecta; Hymenoptera; Figitidae.